Molecule: messenger RNA, 873 nt
Organism: Diaporthe amygdali
Lineage: Eukaryota; Fungi; Ascomycota; Sordariomycetes; Diaporthales; Diaporthaceae
Exons: 1
Coding region: 1-873 (290 amino acids)
Source: RefSeq, a predicted model, not a curated record
AUGUCUGCACCCAUUACGAUUAGAAACUCGUUUGCUCUGGGUCAAAAGCUUCCAAAUUUUAUGAACUGGAAAUUAGACGGAAAUGUAACCGCAACCACGUCUGGCGAGCACACCCUAGCGACUGAUCCACCAUUCUUCGCCAUCCAGUCAGCCACCAACUGGAUACAAGUCGGUCAACAAGUCCUGACACAGACCCCCCAAAAUUCUGAAAUCGAUAAGGAGGGCCUGGCUUUCCACGAACACCCUGCAGGACACGGAAACGAGGGAGAUAUCGUUCGCACUGCGGGAAUCUACCUCAUCCACCCUAUAUGCCAGGCGCUAUGGGCAAAUCCGACCCUUCAAGGCAAAGUCAUGUGCCAGUCAGAGGCGUCCUCAAAUGGCAUCCGAGCCGAUAUCACGUUCUACCGCACACCUCCGGUCCCACAAGGCACUUCACGGGCGGUUGCAGUCGUCGAACUCAAGAAGCGCGGCGUCAUAAAUGCGCCAGCGAAGCAGAAUAGUAGAGAAACCAAGGUCAUGCUAGAGGACGCCAUGAAAAAAAUCACCGCGACACAAGAUCAUCGAUACUGGGCACAAAGGGCACAAGGUCAAACUGGAGACACGUUUUUUCAUGGGAACUCGGAGAUAUUGAUGAAGCAAGCUAGUUCGUAUGCCAUCCACCAUGGCACACAGUUCGUGGCCCUGUUCAACUGGGACUAUUUGGUUCUGGUGCAUUUCACGCAGAUGGAUCCUAGGGUGACGAAGGUUGAGACUCGGAGAUCUAAUGGCGUUGGCGAAUAUUGCGAGAUGACUAUCAUCCCAUAUAAAAACUCGGAUCACAUGCGUUCGGCACUUCUGGGCUUUCUAGCACUAGCUUAUCAAGACACUCCCUAA